AUGUCGAGUUUAACUACUCAAACAAUUCGUGUUCUUGAUUGUUAUGAAGGUCGCGAUGGUGCUAUUACAUUGACACUUUAUUUUUGUUGUUUAUUAAGUGGUUUUUAUCCAACUGACUCUAAUUUGCAUCUAUCUUUGCAACGAAUAUUUGAACGUUUAGAAGAUUGUCGCGUUGUCUUACGUCUUUAUGAUGACAUAGCAAUUCUUCGAGAUUUUUUUACUUAUGAAUUAAGACCUGGAGAACGAAAUUGGAUAGUUCGUUGUCUAAAAUUAUUACACUAUAUUGCAUGGCUUGGUUAUUAUCCAUCGGAACAUAUAAGUUGGCUUGGAGACAUGAAUUUGAUUGACGUUGAUCCUGAAUUUUGGGAAUUCCUAACAAAUUUCUUUUGGGCAACAGCAUUAAUUACUUCUGCUCUUUGGAAUGCGUAUGUUGUUUUACAAUAUAGAUCUCAAAAGCAUAUAAGUAAAGAAAAAAAAGAAGAAGAGAAAAAAUCUCUUAUUCCAUGGACAGCUGCUCGCAAUGCUAUGCUAGUUACGAUUCGUGAUGGAACUGAAUUUAUGGUUGCUGUUAAUAAUUUACCAAAAGGUUAUUUGUGGUCAUCAACAUUGACCUAUACUCAAGUCGGCAUGUUUGGCACUUGUUCGGCCUUCUUACGUCUUUUUGCACUUUUCAAAUUUGCUUCCUGA
Molecule: messenger RNA, 687 nt
Organism: Rotaria socialis
Lineage: Eukaryota; Metazoa; Rotifera; Eurotatoria; Philodinida; Philodinidae
Source: the annotation of a GenBank genome assembly